This is a messenger RNA of Scomber japonicus (chub mackerel), 3576 nucleotides long. RefSeq names its product potassium/sodium hyperpolarization-activated cyclic nucleotide-gated channel 3-like. The record is from RefSeq and is a predicted model, not a curated record. Gene Ontology annotation, molecular function: voltage-gated potassium channel activity. Gene Ontology annotation, cellular component: membrane. Gene Ontology annotation, biological process: transmembrane transport; potassium ion transport. NCBI's taxonomy places the organism in Eukaryota, Metazoa, Chordata, Actinopteri, Scombriformes, Scombridae. The coding region runs from base 1 to 3576 and encodes 1191 amino acids. The transcript is spliced from 8 exons.
AUGGAAAGAUUCCAGUCUUCCAUGCGCAAACGGCUGUACAGUUUGCCGCAAAACAUUGGGCAAAAACCCUUCGUGAUUGACGAAGGAGACAACGGUGACAAGGACACUAAGAGGAAAAGUAUUCGGCUAAAACAUUUGUCCUCUUCGUCUCCUGCAAGCAGUUGCAGGAGCAUUGAAGAAGCCAGGAGCGAAGACUUGGACAGGGACGUUACUGUGAAGACCAACUUGAAUGGGGACUGUCGCUUAUUUAGGGGAAGCAUCUCCUCCAUCACCGGGCGGCAUCCUGCCGGGUCAGAUCCAGCAGAGCAGCGGCGCCUCAUCCCCGAGGCUGAUGCCGGUGUCAGCGAGAGCUUCCCCGGUGAGCACGGCCCCGGGGCCCAGCAGCGGGGAACGGGUAGUUUGAGUGGCGCAACCGGGCAAGCAUCUAUGUUUGACCAGUCAAGUUUCAUCAAGUUGGAGGGCUCCGAGCAAAUAAUACCUGAGGACGACCGGCUGUACCAAGCCGGCUUCAUGCACCGACAGUUUGGGGCGAUGCUCCAACCGGGAGUCAACAAAUUCUCCCUGCGGAUGUUGGGGAGUGAGAGGGCCGUGGAGCAUGAGAGGGAACGAGUAAAGUCUGCUGGCUUCUGGAUUAUCCACCCGUACAGUGAUUUUAGGUUCUACUGGGAUCUGACCAUGCUGCUGCUGAUGGUUGGAAACCUCAUCAUCAUCCCUGUGGGCAUCACCUUCUUCAAGGAUGAGCACACUCCACCCUGGAUUGUCUUCAAUGUGGUCUCGGACACCUUCUUCCUCAUGGACCUGGUUCUCAACUUCCGCACGGGCAUUGUCAGGGAGGACAACACGGAGAUCAUCCUGGACCCGCAGAAGAUCAAGAUCAAGUACCUGAAGAGCUGGUUCGUGGUGGAUUUCAUCUCCUCCAUACCUGUGGACUACAUCUUUCUCAUCGUAGAGACACGCAUCGACUCUGACUUUUACAAAACGGCCCGAGCUCUGAGAAUCGUCCGCUUCACCAAGAUCCUCAGUCUGCUGCGGCUGCUGCGCCUCUCCAGACUCAUUCGCUACAUCCACCAGUGGGAAGAGGUUUUCCAUAUGACCUACGACUUGGCCAGCGCCAUGGUACGCAUCAUGAACCUGAUUGGUAUGAUGCUGCUGCUGUGUCACUGGGAUGGAUGUCUGCAGUUCCUUGUUCCAAUGCUGCAGGACUUUCCUGCUGAUUGCUGGGUCACCCGAAACAAGAUGGUGAAUGACACGUGGGGUCAGCAAUACUCCUAUGCCCUGUUCAAGGCCAUGAGCCACAUGCUGUGCAUUGGGUACGGCCUGUACCCCCCUAUAGGCAUGGCUGAUGUGUGGCUCACCAUCCUCAGCAUGAUUGUGGGCGCUACCUGCUUUGCCAUGUUUGUGGGACAUGCGACUGCACUCAUUCAGUCUCUGGACUCCUCCAGGAGGCAGUACCAAGAAAAGUAUAAACAGGUGGAGCAGUACAUGUCCUUCCACAAGCUCCCUGCUGACAUGCGUCAGAGGAUCCACGAGUACUACGAACAUCGUUAUCAGGGGAAGAUGUUUGACGAGGAAAGCAUUUUGGAGGAGCUGAAUGAACCGCUGCGAGAGGAGAUCAUCAACUUUAACUGUCGUAAACUGGUGGCCUCCAUGCCUUUGUUCGCCAACGCUGAUCCAAACUUUGUCACCUCUAUGUUGACCAAACUGCGCUUUGAGGUCUUUCAGCCGGGCGACUACAUCAUCAGAGAGGGAACCAUCGGCAAGAAGAUGUACUUCAUCCAGCACGGCGUUGUCAGCGUCCUGACCAAAUGCAGCAAUGACACCAAGCUGUCAGAUGGCUCAUAUUUUGGAGAGAUCUGCCUGCUGACCCGAGGCAGAAGGACAGCCAGCGUGCGAGCAGAUAACUACUGUCGCCUGUACUCUCUGUCGGUAGACAACUUCAACGAGGUGCUCGAGGAGUAUCCCAUGAUGAGGAGGGCCUUUGAGACUGUGGCUCUCGACCGUCUGGACCGCAUCGGGAAAAGGAACUCUGUUCUUCAACAUAAAGUCCAACAUCACCAAAGCUCUGGCACACUAAACCUCCAAGAGAGUGAGAUCAUCCAAAGAAUAGUGCAACAUGACCGUGACAUGGCCCAAUGCACACAGCUGAUCCAGACCAGCACCGCACAGAGUUUAAACCUUCCCCCUGCUCCCCCAUCACCCACACCCGUCAUCUGGGCCCCGCUGGUCCAGGCCCCGCUCCAGGCUGCCGCUGCCACCACCCCACUGGCACUGGCCUUGGCCCACCACUCCCAAGUGCCUCCCAUCCUAUUUCACCAUUCUCUGGCACUAGGCUCUGGCUCUCUGAAGGACACCAUCGGCCAUCCAAAAAGAGUCCAUGUUGGAGGGCACGUGUCCAGCAGCUGUGGUUCAGUGCCCGGUUCUCCUGCGGGCUCCAUCAACUUUCGCACCGGGGUUGAGACUCCCACACUGGCGGCCCUCAGGGCACAGCAUUUCCCCACUGGGCCCGUGUCACCCACACAGAUGUCCCAGCCCAUCUUCACCAGCAACUUGCAGCCCCUGGCCCCUCUGCCUCAGCCAACACACCAGCCUUCACACCAUUUUCCCCUCUCCACCAUGGCCUCACUCUACCCCAUUAGUCAGGCUGCUGUCUCCUACACCUGCUCUGCUCAGCUCCACUCCCAGCCCUUCCACGGUGCUAUGACCACCCCACCCAACCCAUUAGGUUUACUCCAGCAGGGGGCACCAGGGAGGCUAGCAGGGAGAUUCCCAGCCCCUUUCUCUUCCACCAUAAGCCCUCUGAUCUCCAGCUCCGUCAGCCCCAUACUAAGCCAGCUGCAGCAGCCCUCUCACGCCACCAUGCAGCAGAUGGGGUCCAGUCAUGACAGAGUAGUCAGGACAUCCAGCGGUCUGAGCCUCCCACAUUUUCCCUUCAUCACCAGCACCCAAUCCUCCAGUGGAUUUAUGCAGCCAGGGUCUGGAGCUGCAGCCUCUCUGGCGCAGCACAGCCUGGCGGGCCUCCACUCUGCUUUCCUGCCACAGGUUCUCCCGGAGCACUCGGCCCUCGCCUCCCUGGCCCAGUAUGGCUCUGCUGAGGUCUCGCCCUGCUACACGCCUCCAGUCCACAGUCCCAGCAUACAGAGCCCAGUGAGGGGACGGACAGUUUACCACAGUGAGGCCCCCUGCACCCAGAGCUAUCACAGGCCCCUAACCCCUCAGACCUCAUGCCCUGCUAGGGUGGCCUGUACCCCCAAAGAGAGUGCUGAGUCAUCGGCGGAUCUCUUUACCCAGGAAAUAAAGACUAUCUCAGGCUCUUACAGCUCUAUACACCAGGAAAGGCCUUUGGCCAUGAGCGGCUCCUCGGAGGGGGCAGCAGGGGUACUGAGCCCCUUCUCCGCCCCCUUGGCUGUCAGCAAACCCUAUAGCCCGAUCCCGGGUCAAGCUACUCCUGUUAGCCGGACACAUUCAGGGCCUGAACCUCAGAACCAGUUUGUUGGUGUACCCUCUCCCCUGGCUAGAUCCCCUGCUAAGAUGUUAGAGACAGAACACAAACAGUCCAAACUUCCCUCCAACUUGUGA